Molecule: messenger RNA, 2654 nt
Organism: Xenopus tropicalis (tropical clawed frog)
Lineage: Eukaryota; Metazoa; Chordata; Amphibia; Anura; Pipidae
Gene: mgat4a
Product: alpha-1,3-mannosyl-glycoprotein 4-beta-N-acetylglucosaminyltransferase A
Cellular component (GO): extracellular region; Golgi membrane
Molecular function (GO): alpha-1,3-mannosylglycoprotein 4-beta-N-acetylglucosaminyltransferase activity; acetylglucosaminyltransferase activity
Source: RefSeq, marked provisional
GAGGAAGGGUCUGCGCUGUGCUGGUAGAAUAUGUUAGCGGCGAAAUGGGCACAAGGAUGACCGGAACACAGCAGGACGGAUUGCGAUAUCGUCUUAAUCAGCAAGUGGCAGCUGCCUUUCACCGGGAGAAUAUAAGAAGAGGAUGUUAGAGAAGCUAUGUUAACAGAUUUAUUUAUAUUUAUUAAAACAUGAAGACUUCCACUCUUUCCUCUGGGCUCUUGCUGCAGCUUUAUUAAUGCAUUGCUUGGAAUUGUGGAUAAAAGAGAUUCAUCACCUUUCAACAGAGAAACUGUGUGCAAAAAACUCUAAACCAGUGUGAUGGUGCAAUGAAAUGAGGCUCCGAAAUGGAACUGUGGCAACCGCAUUAGUGUUCAUUACUACAUUUCUAAGCCUUUCCUGGUAUACUGCCUGGCAAAAUGGGAAAGAGAAGUUGAUGGCCUACCAACGAGAAUUUCAUGCACUAAAGGAGCGCUUACGUAUUGCUGAGCACAGAACCCUGCAGCGAUCGUCAGAGCUGCAUGCUAUUCUUGACCAUUUCCGGAGAAUGAUAAAAGAAGCGAACGGGAGCAGAGAUGCAUUAAAUCAUUUUUCAGAUGAAACUCAAAAGCUGAUAAAGGAUUUAACUAACAGAAAAGCUCUUCAAGUGCCAAAUAUAUAUUACCAUAUGCCUCAUUUGCUAAAUCAUGAUGGGAGCCUUCAACCUGCUGUGCAGGUUGGCCUUGGUAGAACUGGAGUUUCAGUUGUCAUGGGGAUUCCUACUGUAAAAAGGAGAGUGAAGUCUUACCUGAAAGAGACCUUGCAUUCCCUUAUUGAUAAGCUGUCUCCAGAAGAAAAACUAGACUGUGUUAUAAUAGUCUUCGUUGGAGAGACAGAUCUAGAAUAUGUUAACAGUGUUGUUGCCAGUUUGCAAAAAGAGUUCGCCACAGAGAUCAGCUCUGGUUUAGUAGAAGUAAUCUCUCCUCCUGCAACGUAUUAUCCUGACCUAAAUAAUUUAAAGGAGACUUUCGGAGACUCAAAGGAAAGAGUUAGGUGGCGAACUAAACAAAAUUUAGACUAUUGUUUUCUCAUGAUGUAUGCUCAGAGGAAGGGCAUUUACUACAUCCAGCUAGAAGAUGAUAUUGUUGCCAAGCAGAAUUAUUUCAGUACAAUAAAGAAUUUUGCACUUCAGCUUUCUUCUGAAGACUGGAUGAUUCUAGAAUUUUCCCAGUUAGGAUUUAUUGGUAAAAUGUUUCAGGCCCCGGAUAUUACACUCAUUGUUGAGUUUAUAUUGAUGUUUUACAAGGAAAAACCUAUUGAUUGGCUUCUGGACCAUAUAUUAUGGGUGAAAGUUUGUAAUCCUGAAAAAGAUGCAAAACAUUGUGACAGGCAAAAGUCCAAUCUGCGAAUCCGUUUCCGUCCUUCCCUUUUCCAGCAUGUUGGACUCCAUUCGUCAUUGGCAGGGAAAAUACAAAAACUUACAGAUAAAGAUUUCCUGAAACCAUUGUUGCAUAAAAUUCAUGUGAACCCACCUGCUGAAGUCUCCACUUCCUUAAAAGUCUAUCAAGGCCACACGCUGGAAAAGACUUACUUGGGCGAGGAUUUCUUCUGGGCCAUUACACCCGUUGCAGGAGACUACAUUCUCUUUAAGUUUGACAAGCCAGUGAAUGUAGAAAGAUAUCUUUUUCGCAGUGGAAACCCUGAACAUCCAGGAGAUCAGUUAUGGAACACAACAGUGGAGGUCCUUCCUUACCGGAAAGACAUAGUGGAGCUGAGGAGUGACACCAAAGAUAAACGCUUGUCGGAUGGCUUUUUUAGAAUAGGUAAAUUUGAAGACGGCUUAGCAGAAGGGCCAGUGAACUCCUAUUUAAACCCUAUUUCUGCACUUCGGCUUUCGGUUUUACAGAACUCUGCUGUCUGGGUCAUUCUAAAUGAGAUCCAUAUUAAAAGAAAUCCUGCAGACUGACACCCAAAAAAGAAGAUAAUUCCAGAAGUGGCACAAAGCCUGUCAUUGUCACUGCCUAUUAGGGACUUCUGCAUGCACCUUGAUAUCAUCCUGUUGUCAAUUUCCUUGGACUCUACCUCUGUGAGAUCUACUGUAGCUAGGAUUACAUGCGCUCUUGUGAAAACCCUAUGGAAACAAUGUGAUUUUAACUGAGAAACAACCUGUAUCCUAGGUGCACACCAUUUUGUAGCCAACAUAUGGAUUUUUUUAAAAGAAUAUCAUGAAAUAUGUACAUAUACAUUCCAUGAGAACCGAAAACCCCCCAAAUGCUUUUUGUGCAGGAACCAAUAUUCCAGUUCUAUUUUGCUUUUAGUAUGAUACAGAUUUUGUAGAUGAUCAGGGAAAUAUAAAGUAUAUUAAUAUAGAUAUAUGGAUACAACCAUCUUAUACAGAUUAUUUAUUAUGGCUUAGAAAAUUGAUAUGUGCAGUAAUAUAUUUGAUUGAUAUAUGUUUCUUUUAUUAUAUUUGACAUGUUAUUUGAUUACUGAGGGUUGCCUGUUUUACUUGGUAUGGGAGUACAGGCACUGGCACUACAACCAUUAUAUGCUCACUAAAACAUAGGCAGGCAUAUUGUUUUUGUGCUGGCACAUUCCCAGUUUCUGUAGAUAACAAUUUCUACAAUAAUUCCACAAAGGAAUCUUAUUCCUUAAGGUAAUUAAAAAAAAAAAAAAAA